Molecule: messenger RNA, 1037 nt
Organism: Gadus morhua (Atlantic cod)
Lineage: Eukaryota; Metazoa; Chordata; Actinopteri; Gadiformes; Gadidae
Exons: 2
Coding region: 390-1037 (215 amino acids)
Cellular component (GO): cytoplasm
Molecular function (GO): NAD+ poly-ADP-ribosyltransferase activity
Source: RefSeq, a predicted model, not a curated record
UUUAUUGUGAGAUUAAGCUUUGACUUUGGACUCAAAGAAUGAUUUGUACCGAUUACUAUGCAAUUAAUUUUAGACACAUUCAAGAUCAGUUUAUUGUUAUUGAUCCAGUCUACCACCUUAGUCAUCUCAGUGGCUAAAUUCACAUUUAAAUCAUCAACUGUUGCUGCUAAAUAUAUAGUGGAGUCAUUGGCAUACAUUGAGAUAUGAGCUUUGCUUAAUACACGUGUAAGGUCAUUAGUAAAUAUAGAAUAAAGGAGUGGCCCCAGGCAACUGCCCUGAGUCACUCCAUACUUCACAUUUAUGAUGUCAGAAUAGCUUCCAUUGAAGUACACCAUUUGCUUUCAAUUACUUAAAUGUGAUAUGUUUUGCAGGCACAUUCCUAUUCAGAAAUGUCCCAUCAGCAACCGUUAUCCUGGGUGGAAGAUGUCUUUCAGCUUCUAUUUGGGGUUGAGCAAACUGACCAUGGAAAGCCAAAUUGCAAUAAGACCUACGUCAUGUACCACGGCACCACGCGGACCAAUGCAACUGCCAUCCAGCGCGAUGGUUUCGUACAGUCUGCGGGCGGGAUGCUGGGCCGUGGUGUCUACCUCAGCCGUGACCUGAACAAGGCCAGAAGGUAUCCCAUCGACCCUAGUCUACCUGACUCAGAGCGGGUGGUGUUAAGGGUGGAGGUCAACGUGGGGAACGUGAUCGCGAUUAACUACCAGGGCCAUCCUCGCCAGAAGAACUGGCACAAAGGUGGCUGGCUCGGGAACAGGGAGGUCUUCGACACUGCCUGGUGUCCCCCGAACUGCGGUAUGACGCCAGGGGGCACGGAGGAGGACUGCGUGUGGGACCCCAGCCGCAUCAAGAUAAACCUGGUGAACUUCUACCGCAGCACCAUCGACAGCAUACUGACCAACUGUGUCACAGUGUGGUACGUUAACUGCUCCGCCUCUGACCGGAAACCACUGCAGAGGGUGAUGAAAAUAGCCCAACGGAUCACCGCUUCCUCCCUCCCCUCCAUCGACUGUCCAGACAAAGCGGUGCCAGCGUAA